Messenger RNA from Astyanax mexicanus (Mexican tetra), 1521 nucleotides. It is a transcript of the gene mocs3, whose product is annotated as molybdenum cofactor synthesis 3. NCBI's taxonomy places the organism in Eukaryota, Metazoa, Chordata, Actinopteri, Characiformes, Acestrorhamphidae. Gene Ontology annotation, biological process: protein urmylation; tRNA wobble position uridine thiolation. Bases 80 to 1462 code for a protein of 460 amino acids. The transcript has 13 exons. Gene Ontology annotation, cellular component: cytoplasm; cytosol. Gene Ontology annotation, molecular function: URM1 activating enzyme activity; thiosulfate-cyanide sulfurtransferase activity; adenylyltransferase activity. The record is from RefSeq and is a predicted model, not a curated record.
GCACGUCCUGAUGACGUAGGCUAAACAGGAAGAAGUCUGUGCUGCAGGUGUUUGAGAACAGCCUGGAUUCAUAUUCAUUAUGGAUAACGAGGUUUUAGACCUGAAGAAACAGCUUCAGGAGAAAGAUAAGGAGAUAACGGCUUUAAAACAGAAACUGGAUCAAAUCCAGAAGCAGGCUAACUCCAUACUAACAGUCUUACAAGAUAAAGUAUCUGACCUGCCUCCUCUGAAGAACACGACUUCGUUAAGUAAUGAAGAUAUACUGAGAUACAGUAGGCAGCUUCUCCUGCCGGAGCUCGGGGUUAAAGGUCAGAUAAAUCUUUCAAAGACGUCUGUUCUGGUGGUGGGAUGUGGAGGUUUAGGCUGUCCUCUGGCUCAGUAUCUUGCUGCUGCAGGAAUAGGGCGUUUGGGGCUGCUGGACUAUGAUGAGGUGGAGCUGAGUAAUCUGCACAGACAGGUGCUGCAUACAGAGCACACUCAAGGUCUGCCAAAAGCCCAGUCUGCAGCAGAUGCCCUCAGCAGGUUGAAUUCUACUGUGCAGUGUGUGCCAUAUCAUCUCCAGCUCUCAUCUGAUAAUGCCCUGCAGCUGAUCCAACAGUAUGACAUUGUGGCUGACUGUUCAGAUAACGUACCCACGCGGUACCUUGUCAACGACGCGUGUGUUCUUAGUGGAAAGCCUUUAGUGUCGGCUAGUGCCUUGAGAAUGGAGGGACAGCUGACUGUGUAUAACUACAGAGGGGGGCCGUGCUACAGGUGUUUAUAUCCUGUUCCCCCACCACCCGAGACUGUCACCAACUGCUCUGAUGGAGGUGUCUUAGGAGUGGUGCCGGGAAUCAUGGGCUGUCUUCAAGCUUUAGAGGUUCUGAAGAUUGCCUCUGGUCAAGGAUCUUCCUUCGGGCAGCAGUUGCUGAUGUUUGAUGGUCAGGAGGGCCGGUUCCGUUCCAUAAAGCUGAGACCUAAACAGAGCGGCUGUGCUGUGUGUGGAGAGAUGCCGACGGUUACGGAACUGCAGGACUAUGAGAGGUUCUGUGGCUCUGCUGCCACGGAUAAGUGUCGAAGACUAAAUCUUCUCACCCCAGAACAGAGAUGUUCAGUUCAGGAGUAUAAAUCCAUUGUGGACGAUGCUACACUUCAUCUUCUGCUUGAUGUUCGGCCAAAAGUGGAGGUGGACAUUUGCUGUCUACCAACUUCGAUCAACAUUCCACUUGCCAGUUUAGAGGAGCGGAAGUCUGAUCAGGUUUACAUGCUGAAGGAGAAGAUCAGUGAGCUGAAACAGCAGAUGAACACGGAAUCACAAGUACCAGUGUUUGUGGUGUGUAAACUAGGGAAUGAUUCUCAGAAGGCUGUGCAGAUCCUGGAGGAGAUGUCUGGAUCAGAAGUGGAGCAAAUCACUGUGAAAGACAUCAGCGGAGGCCUAAUGGCCUGGGCUAACAAGAUCGACCCCUCCUUUCCACAGUAUUAACUGACAUUUAUUGUUUGUACCCCCCCCUUUUUAAAUUAAAGCAUACAUUUUUAAACAUA